Messenger RNA from Symbiodinium necroappetens, 1539 nucleotides. NCBI's taxonomy places the organism in Eukaryota, Dinophyceae, Suessiales, Symbiodiniaceae. The record is from the annotation of a GenBank genome assembly.
GUGGAGUUGCUGGACCAGGAGGGUGUGCCCCUCCCAAAGCACCGCGACGUCACUGCAGAUCACCGGACUUACGUUAUCGCCUCCCCGAACCGAGAGUACACCAUCGAGGUCCGGAGCCCCUUCGUGGAUUGCCUGGCGACGGCUUCUGUGGAGGGGCAUCGUGUCCUUUGCAAUGAGGACAGCUUCCUCCCGGUAUGGCGAGGCAAAAGCCGCAGCUUCCAGGGCUUCGAAACGCAGCGAGUGGUGCAGCAGGCGGCGCAAGGCGCAGAAAUGAGUACUACCUACCGCCCCUUCGUCUUCACGGUGCCGGAAGGGCGCGAGGACGCCGAGACGUCGGCUCUUCGAUGUGUCGAGGUGGAGCUCUUUCGAGCUGAGAAGGAGCUGGUUCCAUGGCAGCGCGGGCGCGCCGCCUGCGUGCAGAAUCGGGUGGACAAUCCAACCAGGCCCAUCUUGGCGACCCACGAGCGCAAGAAUUACGAAGUCAGUGGCGAGGAGCCCAUAGCGACCAAGCCAGGGGACCCUGUGACCACGACGUGGCGGGCAGGGGGUGGCUACCUCUGGCAAGGAAACCGAAAGAUGAGGGAGAAGCUCAAGAAGGGAGACUCGAUUGGGCGAAUUGUGAUCCACUACGUCGGCUUCGAUCAGGCGAGCCGACUCAGGCCACUACCGAGAGCUUCGAGGGCAGAUCCGGCGCCGUCGUGGGCUGGCGCUCACGGUGCGGCCCCGGCAGACGAUUCGCUUGGCCCUCGGGUCGUUGUGGAUGUCCCGAACGUUGCGCGCUAUUUCGCUGUUGGCGGCAAAGUUCUCACGAAGCCUGGCGGCCACCAGCUGGAUCACAUUGGUCUCGCGGUGAACGACCUGGAUAAAGGUGUAGCGCGAGUAGCUGAACUCACCGGCGUGCAGCCCAUCGUGCACCCACCGGAGCCGAACGCGCCUUACCAGAGCGCCAGCUUGAAGAUCGGAGAGAAGUCAUUCUUGGAAAUCCUGGGUCCGAACCUGGCGCAUGGCGGCUUACAUCCAUUAAAGUCACUGCUGCGAAGCAUGCCUCCAGAUGAGUUGACUCUUUGGUUCUGGUAUGUUGGGACGGACGACUUCGACAAGUUCGAGUCGAAAGUAGUUGCGGGGGGGCGAUGCAUCGAAAAUAAAGUCGUCCAGGAUGAGCCUGGCAUUAACGACGAGCACUCCACCUAUGUGCGUGGGCAGAUUGGUCCCGGGUUUGACCCGGUGUUCCCAAAUGCCAUCCAGUGGAAGACCCCGCCGAGGACGGAACUGGAUACGGGCAUGCAGAUCUGUCCUCUGAAAGACUUUCGCGUCACAGCCAGUGCCCACGACGUCGUCGGUACAUUCUUCAACGCCACAGGCAUAGACACUUCUAUCCUCAAGCAGAGCGGGGAUGGUAAGUCUUACCUGUCGCUCACGAUUUCAACACCAAAGGGCGAUGUGCAGUUCAAGAGCGAAGCCAAGCAAGUGACGAUGUUAGGAGUGCUUUACACAUGCUUGAUGGAUGUGUUUCGUGGGGCUGCAUGCUGCACUGCGUAG